Haliotis rufescens (red abalone) is the source of this 3428-nucleotide messenger RNA. RefSeq names its product tripartite motif-containing protein 3-like. Bases 995 to 3139 code for a protein of 714 amino acids. The record is from RefSeq and is a predicted model, not a curated record. The transcript has a single exon. Gene Ontology annotation, biological process: proteasome-mediated ubiquitin-dependent protein catabolic process; protein polyubiquitination. Gene Ontology annotation, molecular function: zinc ion binding; protein binding; ubiquitin protein ligase activity. Lineage: Eukaryota; Metazoa; Mollusca; Gastropoda; Lepetellida; Haliotidae.
AAAUUUUAACAUGAUGAAAAAAAUAGAUGAAUAAACCAAAUCAAAAUAAUGUAGUGAAUACUACCAGUAUAUGAAACAAACAUUAAUUUUAAUAUAUUAAAAAAAGGAGGAAGGAAAAUACAAUUAAAUGAUGAAGAGAAUGGCUGGCUUCACACCUGCAACAUCCUCAUUCCACCACAUCUAAUCACACCUGAUAUGCAUAACCAUGGUCCAUUGAUCUACUAAUAUCUGGAGGUGGGGCAGUAUUUGCAUACAUCAUCUUAACAAUAGAGGACUGUUAGACUUGGAGAUAUGGGCAAAGGUUCAGUUUAGUUGAUAUGAAAUCAAUAGCGAACAGCUGUGCAAUAUGAGCCAUAUAACAUAGAACACACCUACAAUGCAUGAUCAAUAUCAGGAUGCAUGUUGGGAAAUAUACAACCAGACAUCUGUUGCAUUUUCAUGAAUUCACAAAGUGUGACUGUUUACACAGACUACAACAGUGAAGUAGGUGUGUGUCAUUCUGACGUGGCACACGCAGGGAGACAGAAACCUGCAGCAAAUUCAUGACAGUUUUUGUGUUCAUGAGGAUUCUUAAGGCUGAUGAAGACAUGUGAUCUGCAGUUACAGAAUUCAUGUGGAUUUUAUGAUGAGGCAUGAGAAAUUGUGUUCUAAUUCUUCACACCACUGACUCCGUAUCUGUGCAUGGUCCCGAGACACUCUGAGAUAACAGGAGUGACAUGUCGACACAAGCAGGGUGAUGUGACAACGCUCUGGGGCACAACACUACAAGUACCUCAGAUUUAUCAGUGGAUACAGCUCGGAACACUGACCCAUCUCAAUGAAAGUUAAGACAAUGUUUAUACCUGUCAUAAAUCAUUUCUAAAUUAACUGAAAAGUAUUUACAAACUCGCACUACCAAAGGAGAAUGUCCCCUAAAAUGAGAUGUCAUUGUCAAAGCCAGUGUGACCGAUUUCAGCACUGAGUCUGUAGUGAGUUCCAUGGCAACAGUAGAAGCAUGCAGAACCCCAUACAAGAAUUGCUGCAGUGUGCGGUGUGUCUGGGUACAGUGGCACGUCCACGAGUGCUCCCCUGCUUCCACUCCUUCUGUGAAUCCUGUCUCACCACUCACAUCCGGACCACAACCGGCACAAGUAGGUUCCUCUCAAGAAAAUUUAAUUGUCCAUCGUGCCGAAUUUCCACAGACCUGCCCCCCGGUGGAACAGAUGCCUUCCCACAUGACUUCAGACUCAUCCAGUUCACUGAUGCACUCAAAACAAUCGUAAACCUCAAGAAAGAAGGCCUAUGUGGCAUCUGUUGUACUGAGGAGUAUUUCAGAAGCGCUAAACAGUUUUGUGCCGACUGUCAGAAGUACUUCUGCAACGACUGUUCCCUGAAACAUCGGCUGACUCCAGUUCUCAGUCACCACUUCAUGCUGGAUCUUCCCGUGGAUGGUCAAAGUGCCGGACCCUCCUGCCACACUCAUCCCAAAGAAUCAGCGAAGUAUGUCUGCAGCACUUGUACCUUUCCCGUGUGUGUCAUCUGUGUGAUGGGCCAGCACAAGUUCCACAACAUUGCCCAUCUGAACCCCUCCAGCUCCCUCCAGCGCACCGAGCUCCACGACAGCAUGAGUCACAUACGCGAACAUAUCUGGUCCAUCCAUGAGACCCUGUUCAACCUCACGUGUCUGGAGGGCAAACUCAAGGGUCUGUUUGAAGAGUCGCGACUGCAGAUCAAGAAAAGGUCCCGGAAACUCAUCAAUCGUAUCCUUGGUGAUGAAGGGCAGAUCCUGAAGGACCUGGAAGCCAUUUAUGACACAAAAUGCAGUGAAGUCUUCAAGAUGAAGGAGAAGUGUCGCAAGAAGCUGUCAUCAUGUGAGACUCUUCAGUCGCAUAUCGGAACCUUGCUUCGAUCAGAUGACCUUCACGAACUACUUAUUAAGUAUCCCAAUCUGAGCGAAGAACUGGAGAAGACACGACAACCCUCUGAUCUCCUGAAGUCACAACACCUGCUGACAUUCGUCAAGUUUAAACCGGGCCAUUUCAAGCUGGGGAAGCUGUUGGAGGUGGAUGUCAAGGAUGAAUCCAGGACCUUGGUCCCACAAGAGACCACUCACAUCCCGGACACUAGCGACAGCAACACCUCCGGUGAGGAGCCCAACACCAGGACCUACAUUCCUACUUCUCUAAGACUUGUUACUGAUACUGAUGACCGUUUGGCCUUGUCUGAUGUUGAUGACGAGACAAAUGACCUUGCCCAUAACCUUCAACUGAGGACUGGAGUUUCACCGAUGCCAGAUCUGAACUUGGAUCUCCCUUACAAAACCCCACUCCAGCUGAGGAGUGUGUUUGGGAGCUAUGGACGAUCAAUGGGGAGCAUGUGUCUUCCAUACAACAUUUGUUUCACCAGAGAGGAUAAACUGGUGGUUGCAGAGAACGGAAACAGACGUCUGCAGGUGUUUGACAUUGAUGGGGAAUCUAUAGAAUUCAUUGGGAGUGGUGAAAUCAUUCCUAGAUGUGUCACUCAAACACCUUCAGGUGACCUUGCCGUCACGGAUGAACUAUCAAAAACCAUCAAAGUUUAUGACUUGGGGGGAAACCUCAAAAUGACUCUAAAUCCCAUCGGGGCAACGUUUCCAUUUGGCUUAGCCACUUCUCAAACUGGCCUCUUCAUUUUCACCGACAUGAUCUUUGAAAACAUAAGCAUCAUCACUGCAUCCGGAAUCCUUAAACGCCAGUUCGGAUCUCAUGGCUGUACCCAAGACCGAUUCGAUAACCCAGGAUACAUUUCCGUCAGUCAGCACGAUAAAAUCUUCGUCUCUGAUUCAAGUAACCAUGCCAUCAAGGUGUUUGACAUGAAUGGAACAUUUCUCUACAAAUUUGGUUGCUAUGGAACCAGUGAUGGCCGACUACGGUACCCUAAAGCUGUAUGCUUUGACAUCUUUGGCAACAUUUUCAUUGCAGACUCAGGAAACGACCGUGUGGUGUUGUUUUCCAGCAUCGGACAAUAUCUGGGUGUGGUUGUUGGCCGAGACCAGGGACUACAACGGCCAACAGGUCUCAGCUACAGUAACCAGGGUUACCUAGCCGUGUCAAUGCCCGAUAUGAAUGAGAUCAGGAUAUAUCACCUCAUUUCUCGGGCAUAUCCCGAUGUCAGACUCUGACAGAGCGUGUGAUCUUAGCACUAAGACCAUUAUUACAGAAUGGAGUGACCAUAAAAUCCCCUUGUACAAGUGGGCCCUGUCUGUAGAUGGUGCUGACAAAACAAUUUCCGAUUAGGUCUGGAAAGAGGUGUUUAUUCUUGGAGGCUCCAUUAUUUACAGCAUCAAAGUGAUGGAGACAUAAAUGUGACACACCACUUGAAUUUGACCUAGUCGACAUGGACAACUUUAACGAUGGUCCAUGAUAUAAUUCCAUAUUCCAGGAAAAAUAUUGAAUAAAUAUGAAAUUGUG